CCGGCCGCGCCUCGCAUUCUCCGCCUCCCGCACCCGCCGCGUCGGGCCCGCCGCCGCCGCGGGAGCGCUGCCCUUCCCCGCCCCCCGGCCCCCGGCCGCGGGCAGCGGACGCGCGUGGCGGCUGCUCGGUCUUGGCUUGUUUGGGGUGUGCAGUGCCAGCUGAGCCUUGCGCCAGUCAGGCCUCCAGGCCGGAACCACCUUCAGACGACCUCACCUCCCUGUACAAGAGGGCCACCCAGCAGGCCCCGAGGUGGGAUCCGGAGCCUGCGACAGCAUGCCCCGGUGGUAUGGAUGACCCGCAUCCAGCCAAGCCCGGCCCAGGCCCGCGUGCCCCGUCCCGUGAGCGCUGCUUCCCAGCGGCUGUCCGGGGCUUCGUACCUGUAAGCCUCCUGACUCGUGCGGAGGAAGAGGCGCAGGGGUGAGCGGUGAGCUCCGGGUACCGGCGGAGCAAGGAAGGAAGCAAGCACGCGAGUGGCCGACGGCGGAAGGAGCAGGGACGAGGGGCUCCACGGCCGAUUGACCGGAAACAUUUUCCCCACGAGGCUGCACAAAAUGACCAGCCUGUUCCGCAGGAGCAGUGGGGGCGGCGGUGCAGGGGCACGCGGGGCCGGGGCGGGGACCGGGGGUGGCCCCGCAGCUCCGCAGGAGCUCAACAACAGCCGGCCGGCCCGCCAGGUGCGCCGCCUGGAGUUCAACCAGGCUAUGGACGACUUCAAGACCAUGUUCCCCAACAUGGACCACGACAUCAUUGAGUGCGUGCUGCGUGCCAACAGCGGCGCCGUGGACGCCACCAUCGACCAGCUGCUGCAGAUGAACCUGGAGGGUGGCGGCGGCAGCGCCUACGAGGAUAGCUCCGACUCAGAGGAAAGCAUCCCCCCGGAGAUCUUGGAAAGGACUUUGGAACCUGAUAGCUCUGAUGAAGAGCCCCCGCCUGUGUACUCCCCACCGGCCUACCACAUGCACAUGUUCGACAGGCCUUACCCGCUGGCUCCCCCGACGCCACCGCCCCGGAUUGAUGUGCUGGGGUCCGGGCCCAACCCCAGCCAGAGGCGCUAUCGGAACUGGAACCCCCCACUGCUGGGCAACCUCCCUGAUGACUUUCUCCGCAUCCUGCCCCAGCAGCUGGACAGCAUACAGGGUAACCCCCGGAGCGCCAAGCCUGUGAGUGGAGAGGGAGGCCUGCCUCCCACGGCCGGAGACCAGGACAGCCGCUGGAAGCAGUACCUGGAGGACGAGAGGAUCGCUCUCUUCCUGCAGAAUGAGGAGUUCAUGAAGGAGCUGCAGCGAAACCGCGACUUCCUCCUCGCCUUGGAGAGAGAUCGACUGAAGUAUGAAUCCCAGAAAUCCAAAUCCAGCAGUAUGGUUGUGGGAAAUGACUUCAGCUUUCCCUCUUCUGCCCCAGGAAACAGUGAUGCCAACCCUGCUGUGUCUGAAGAUGCCUUAUUCAGGGACAAGUUGAAACACAUGGGAAAAUCCACCCGGAGGAAGCUGUUCGAGCUGGCUCGCGCCUUCUCCGAGAAGACCAAAAUGAGGAAGUCCAGGAGGAAGCACUUGCCUAAGCAUCAGUCGCUGGGGGCCGCCGCAUCAACAGCCAAUCUGCUGGAUGACGUGGAGGGCCACGCUUGUGGUGAGGCAGGGAAUGGAACCUUUGGCUCCAAUGUGUCUGUGAUGGGUGACACUGCAAGAAGAGAUGAAGACCUCCGGGGCAGGCGGCAGGAGACAUCCAAGAUGGAGGAAGCCCUAAGAGAAGGACAGUAAGAGGUGCCCGCAGCUCCACCUCGCCAGGGAUGCUCUGACCCGAUAAGGGCAGCUGGAGAGCAACACAGCACCCUGCUAAAGGGCCCGGAUGCAGCCGAACUGAUGGUGCUUGAUUUCAGAGGCCAGGUGGUCCUCCAGCCAUGGUCCAGCCCAGCCACUGCCACCUUCCACGGGACCUACAACUUUGGAGUCGCCAUCCUGUGAUUGGAGGAGGGAACUUGGGGCCUCUAGAGGCAGCAGCCAGUCACAGCCUCUUCUGCAGCCAGGCUUUUCUACAGCAGUGGGUGGAAAUGCAGGAACCACCCCUUCUUCUUAAAAAAACAGAAAACAAAAAAACAUGGAGGAAGUGCAGAGGUUGGAGUUUGGGAAAGGGCAGGAUCAACCUAAGCAGGCUCUUUGGCCUGCAGGCGACUUCCUUCCCUCCUCCCUCCCCCCUUCUCUCCAGCCAGGUGCCAGACUGCCUAAUCUACUCCUCUCCCCAGCUCUGGGCACCUUGUGCCCUUUCUUCCUGAGGCCACCUGCAUCUCAGCCUUUUCCAGGGGCAGCAGUACCACAGGGAACCAUGGGUAGGGGGAGACCCUGGGCGCUCACCAGUGUGCCCUGGGGAGCGACCCUCGGCACCCCUCCAACCAGCAGGGGAGGGGAGGGGUUCUCAGAGCCGAAGGGCUCUGGCCAGGCAGACUCUGUUCUCCAAGGGUGGGCCGUGGAGGGACUCCAGAGUGACACCCUGGAGAAAGCGCAGGGCUGGGUGGGGCGGCUGCCAAAAUCCAGACAGUGACGGGAGGAGGACUCUGACUCCACCUACGCUUAACCGGCAAUACCACUGCCAAGGGGAACGAGCCGCGUCUCUCCCCGAUCUGGGCGCGCGCAGCCAGGCCAGCUUUCCCAGCGCGGGCUUCUGGGGCGCGGGGCCGGGAGUGGGAUCCGAUACAGUGUUUGGUGGGGCGCGGGUGGCCGUGAGGUACUGGGCCGUGGUGAGGGUGAGCCAGGAUCGCGCCCCGGCCCCCGCUGCCCCUCUGCGAUUCCGCGCGCCGGCCGAGUGUCUUCAAGCCCGCAGCGUGAGCAAGUUUGGAAGCGGGAUGCUGGGGCUCCAUUCGUGACCCCAACUCCUUCCGGCCAGGGCGAGGCGCAGCAGGGGAAGCCCCAGCCCCAAGUCUCUGUGUGUUGUUGUUUUUUUUCUUGUAUGUGUGGGUUUUUUCUUGGAGCUGUUUCAUAGAAACUCCUGUAAUAAAGACUUGGUGUUCUCUUGGU
Molecule: messenger RNA, 3009 nt
Organism: Cavia porcellus (domestic guinea pig)
Lineage: Eukaryota; Metazoa; Chordata; Mammalia; Rodentia; Caviidae
Gene: Cuedc1
Product: CUE domain containing 1
Exons: 12
Coding region: 553-1758 (401 amino acids)
Molecular function (GO): ubiquitin binding
Source: RefSeq, a predicted model, not a curated record